AUGCCAGCUAUACAGGUGGUUCGAACACUUGAGUUUAUUAGGCUUCUAAAGGCAGAGAUCGCCAAAGCCCAAGCGAAAAUCGACAAGCGCAAAGACAACCAGAGCCGGGGUCGUGGUCGCAGUCGAGGCCGUGGGCGUCAGGGUAACAGCAAAGGGCAGGACAAGAGCACAGCUUCCCGCGGUCGCGGGGCUGGUGGUCGAGGUGCUGGCCGUGGCCGCGGGCGUGGCAAGACUUCCAAGCCGGCACCGGUUGAGGAGGCUCGGGUGGCAUCCAAGAGCAAAGCGAAGGCUAAGCCUAAGCCCGAGGAGGCCGAGAUGAAAACUCCUCGAAAGAUGAUUAAUGGGAAGAAGGGGUCGUUCUUGACCCAGACGGCCAAGAAGAGAAAGGAGAGCUGCCUUGACUCUGCCCGGCGAAAUCUUGCAUUCCUCAAGGACUGCAAGUUCCCUUUGCCUGGCUUCGAACUCCCGGAGCCCGGGUUUGAUCGACAAUCGUACACGAUUUAUCCGCCCCUGAAGAGGGGGAAAGGAGCCUUGGGUUCGGAAGCGAGCCCGAUCGGCAUCAUCCUCGACAAAAAUCUUUUUUACGUGCUAAAGGCCAGGGUGGCCGAGGAGCUGCAGACGUGGGCACAUGUCGAUCGCAAGGGUGGUGCAACGAUCGGGUGGAACAAGAGUCCGACUGUGAGUGUCGCGCGGGGUUUCUGGCAUGUUCUGGACUCCAGUCCUAGUAUUGCAAGGCCCUGGAUGCACCAUCUGCAAAUCAAGAUGACAAAGCGGAAGCGCGAGGAGCUCGCUCGGAAACAGGCUGCUGCCGGCAAAGAGAUUGUGAAGGAGCCACCAGCUGACCUAUGGGAUCGGGCCGCCCUGGACAGCUUCUUGCCCCUCCUGCAGCAGGCUGCUUCCCGUGGUCUCUACAAGCCUGAUCCCUUAAUCCCGGUACAGGUUGCACCAUCGCAGCAGAUUUUUGAAUCAUACAAGGCCAGUGUUUUGGGAUCCUGA
This is a messenger RNA of Symbiodinium sp. CCMP2456, 996 nucleotides long. The record is from the annotation of a GenBank genome assembly. NCBI's taxonomy places the organism in Eukaryota, Dinophyceae, Suessiales, Symbiodiniaceae.